AUGCCCGCAGAGUUGCGUGUGAUGGUGUACGAAGCUCUGGUUGUCGGUUCCGAGCCUAUCACAGUACUUCGCGAGGAGCAGACAAACGAGACGCACCAGCUCGAUCUUUCGCUUCUCCGCGUCAAUCGCCAGAUCCACGACGAAGCCGCUGCCGUCUUCUAUUGCAAGAACACUUUUUGCAUCCGCCCAGGGAAAGGGAAAGAUGUUUGCGGUGGUGUGCCUGCGCCGCGGUAUCUCCAUCUAGUCCGGCACUUGAAGGUCGAGGGAUUCCUCCACCCAGACACCCCAGGCAAGGCUUGGGCAAAGAAACAGGGCGGCCUUGGGCAGGACGGUGACGGGAACCAGGAGAAUGAGAGAUACAUAUCGAUUCUAACAACGCUUCUCCCCCAACUCCGCAACCUCCACACCAUCCACCUCACCAUCACUCCCCCCGAUCGCCUCUCCUCGAAAUCUGUCCUCGCCGCGCUCCUCCCUCUCAAGCAUGCUCUCCCUUCCAUACUCGCAUCCCUUUCCCCGUUAGUGCCCAUCCUCCUCAGUUUCGAGUUCGACGACUGCUACUGUCGCCUGCGCGUGAGCCCGGAGUUUCUCAGAAAAGACUGUCUCGUUCUAUUACCACUCACGCGAGCCACCACCCGCUUGUUCUUCAAUGACUCCGAGAUCCCACAUUUCACCACUCAACCAUCACAAGACUUCGUGCAGAUCAGCCACAUGGGGUCUGGCUAA
Paraphaeosphaeria sporulosa is the source of this 723-nucleotide messenger RNA. RefSeq lists its product as uncharacterized. The transcript is spliced from 3 exons. Lineage: Eukaryota; Fungi; Ascomycota; Dothideomycetes; Pleosporales; Didymosphaeriaceae. Bases 1 to 723 code for a protein of 240 amino acids. The record is from RefSeq and is a predicted model, not a curated record.